This is a messenger RNA of Bombina bombina (fire-bellied toad), 460 nucleotides long. RefSeq names its product fatty acid-binding protein 1, liver-like. Gene Ontology annotation, molecular function: fatty acid binding. Gene Ontology annotation, cellular component: cytosol; nucleus. The transcript has 4 exons. Gene Ontology annotation, biological process: fatty acid transport. NCBI's taxonomy places the organism in Eukaryota, Metazoa, Chordata, Amphibia, Anura, Bombinatoridae. The record is from RefSeq and is a predicted model, not a curated record. Bases 10 to 393 code for a protein of 127 amino acids.
CCUUCAAUAAUGGGACUGUCUGGGAAGUAUGAGCUGCAAUCCCAUGAAAACUUUGAACCUUUUAUGAAAGCUAUCGGUCUUCCUGAUGAAUUGAUCCAGAAGGGCAAAGAUGUGAAGAGUAUUUCAGAGAUUGUACAAAAUGGCAAACACUUCAAGGUCACAGUGACCACAGGGACCAAGGUUCUACAUAACGAAUUUACAAUUGGCGAGGAGGCUGAGAUUGAGACCCUAACAGGAGAGAAGGUCAAGACUGUUGUCCAACUUGAAGGUGACAAUAAAUUGAUUGUUCAACUUAAAGGAAUUACAUCUAUCUCCGAGCAAUCUGGAGACAUCCUAACUAAUAUCAUGACUGUGGGAAACAUCACCUACAAAAGAAUUAGCAAGAGAGUUUGAGAGACGCUUGGUAUUUUUGUUACUUUUACUGUGUUAAAGUGAGCAAUAAACUUGUUUGUUAAAAAAA